AUGGGCAAACGACACUUAGCAUCGGGGAUUAAAAACCACGGAGAGGGCGGAACAGAAACGCGUGGUGGACCCCUUCUUGGGCGGGGCGGAGCAUCUUCAACGGACCUCACUUCAGACCUCCUGAGGAAGGACUGCGCUGAUAUUACAAAUGCCAAGGACGAUCUUCGGCAACCGCAUCCUCGCCAGCGCCAACAACUGCGGCGACACAAUUCUGUCGUGAAAGACAAGAAUGAUAUAAAUAGUUCUUCCCUCAAUAAUCUUUUGCCUGACGGAAAAAAACAUGUGGUAAGUUUAACCGCCUCGCAGUUGCUCGAAAAAGGUGGAGUUUCAGGGGAAGGAACUCAUGUACUGAGCCUUGGCAGUUUCGGCAGCAAGACAAGUGCUGGGAUUUUAAACAACGGCAGUUGUCAUGUGGUUCCUCCACAUGUGUUGCUGCCACAGGAACACACGGCGUUACUUGCCGAAGAGGGCAACUGCGACGAAGCGACAUCCUGUUUAACCGCGAAAUGUUCCUCUGAAGGCCGCGCACGUUGGCUAACUGGCCACGGGCCUAGUGGUGCGAAAGGCGCCCCCUCGGAAGACUGUGUCCCCAGAACUACCAUGAGUAAAAAGGAACGAGAAAGGUUACAGGUGUCCUCUACCACGAGGAAUAAAAAGCGUGGUGAUGCGAAUGAAUUAGUUGACACCACCGUGGAAAAUCUCACCGAUAGGCAUUCUGGGACCGAGGCGUUGUCAACAUCGCCACAUGAAAAGGAGCAGCAGCUGAAUGAAAAAGAAGACGAAAAAAAUCAUGAAGUUAAACACAUCCAGAGGAAAGCAACGAAUUAUUUUGUUAGUUUACCGGAGUCGUCUAUGAAAAUAAUGCAAGCUUCAACAAGCCCCCCGUUUUCUGGCGGUGUGUUUGUUGAGUCACAGUCGAGUUCAUUACGAAGGAGUGUACCUACAAGUAUGGAAAGAGAGGAAAGAUGCGUAUUCCCUUUAUGGAGUGCCGAACAUCAGAACCCCAACACUCAAACCGAGAAUAAUAGGUAUGGAUGCAAUAGUAGCUCCGUGUCCUCGCAUCCUGAGUCCUCUACGGAUCAGCAUCAUCGCAGUUACAGCUUCACACCAGAGGUGAGUCUUUCACUUUGUCGACUUGUGGAUGAGAAUGUCGUAGCAUGUCUUUCCCAAACGGCGGAAAGGAUGAUGCUGCAGCGGCAGAAGCAAUUAGGCUGCGUCGCUGAAUAUCUUACGGAGGCUAUUGCGCACGAGGCGUGGAGUAAAGGCGUGCACUAUGGUAGUUUGCGUUACUAUGUGUUUGGAAGUGUUGCGAUGUGUACUGUGUUGCCAGAUGGCGAUAAUGAUAUGACGAUUGAUAUUGAGGGGCUUUUAAAUCCUACCAAAAAUCUUGAGCAAGGAAAGGCCUUUGUGGAUCCUCAUGCUCGUGUACUGACAAGCGGAAGGAGCAGCAGCAACAACAAUAAUAAUAAUAAUAAUAGUAUGUCAUCAUCUCAGGCAGCUGUCAUUGCAGGUGGGGAACUUCUCUCAGGCGUGGCAGAAUACUUGCAGCAACGCAACACUCCACUUUACGUUGACGCCCUGGUACUUGCUGAGGUCCGUGUUCUGAAGCUCGUGAUGGAAGGCAGUUGCUUUGACAUCACCGUGGGUCAGCUGGGUGGUGUAGACUGUGUUCGUUUUUUGCAUGAGAUGGAUAUGAUAAUUGGCUGUCAGCACCUCUUACAGCGAACUCUACUUUUGUUGAAGGCGUGGUGUUGCUACGAAGCACACAUCCUCACUGGACAGGGUGGGUACCUUUCUUCCUACGCGGCCACCAUCAUGCUGAUUGCCAUGAUGAAUACAGUGGAGUUUCUUGAGGACGUGGAUGCGGUAGCAGAAAAGGAAAGGAAAGAAGAAGAAGAAGGGCAUUCGAGAAGUGGUCAACAAGAGCUCUUCAAAAACAUUUCACCACUCCAACUUUUUGCGCGUUUUCUUAAAUUUUUUAGCUUUUUCGAUUUUGGGCGUUACUGUGUCACAAUAUUUGGUCCACUUCCACAUGCUUGCCUGAACGGUAAAUCAUUUGACUUCACUCAGCUAGAGGCUUCAGAUGGAAGAGGCGACAGUCGUGGGGAGCGGCUCAGGUCAUCGAAGUCUGAGGCAAAGGACAAUGCUUUUGAGGAGCUUAUUGAUGUGAAUGGCUUGGGUCUUACUGCCGAGGGAGUGAGGGCGUUUGGACAUUGCCUUCGUCGUCGCGCUAAGCCACUCAUAACUGUCAAUGGAGUGAGACAUAUUUUAUAUGAUGAGCACAUGCGACGUCUGCAUGAUAAAACGACGUCAUUUGAGCUUCAACAGGAAAUGGGAGGGAUGGAGACAGCUUCCGGUACUUUUGAGAAUAGUGUUGGAGACGCGGAGCAGCCACGUCUUAAUAAUACCUGUGAUGACGUACUUGAUUACGAUAAUUUCUUCUGCUCCACCUUGGAUACUAGUCACUUUCCACUCCGUACGAUGAAUGUGAUGGAUCCGCUGCGAUGGAGUGCCAGCCUUUGCCGUGGAGUGAGCCGUAAUCACUUGCAACGUAUCCGCCGCGCCUUUCGGGAAGGCCUUGCUCUGUUUGAAAGGGGGUCCUCUAUAAUUGGUAACGUAUCUUCUUAUUCCUUUGCUGAGCAUGGCGAAUACAGUGAUGCUAGCUGGGAGAGAUCCUCUAGAACAGGCGAAUACUCGGGAGUUCUCUCGGACCCUGUGAAACUGGUGGCGGAGCAAAGGAUUUUUUUGGAAUCCAUCAAUAGUGUUUUAAAGGAUCUGUUUGGGCAUACUCUAGCAAUACUGCGGAAACGCACUCCAGACCCCUUGUCGUCAAUGCACCCACGACAGGUGCAAUGCAGACGAUGUCCAUAUCCAUCAUUUUUUUGUGCUUCAUAUUCAAAACGGAUGUGUGAGGCACAAUUUAUCUUUGAUCUUCAAGACGCCAUACAGAAAUGCAGAGAUGGGCAUGAUGCAGCUGGCUCAAAAGCACAGGGAACAAUAUACGAUGCAAAAGCUUCCCCGUUUAUUCCAGCCCUUUUGAACCAACGAAGCAACAGCAACAAACACCCCUAUCAGCAGAAGCAGCAGCAACAGCAGCAGCAACAGCAGCAACAGCAGCAGCAGCAACAACAGCAGCAGCAACAACAACAGCAACAACAACUGCAUAUGGUACCGAGUCCUGGAACUAUGCGAUUAGGAACGGGACCAAUGUUGUCCACUGUUCCCUCUACUACAAAUGUACCGUUGCCGUUUGCACAUUCCAUGUGCGGUGUAGGUUGGCAGGGCGCCGACAAGCUGCCCAAUAGGGAUUCCUGUAUGAACCUGAUUACGAUGGCCCAGUACCUUGCACGCGGGGCACCACUGCUUCGAGCUCGUACCAAAAACAAUUCUGUACUUGGGUGCCAACGUGUAUCCCCAGUAGGUACUGUGCCGAGUGGCAAUUUAUACCCCGCUGAUUUUGCUGCUUUUCAGUGUUACCCAGCGUUUUCACCAGCAGGAUCUUUGGGAACAAACUGUAGAACAUCUAUCGAACAAAACAUGUUGGAUGGAGCUCCAACUAAUUUUGUACCAUCACUCCCACCACCACCGCUACUACCACCACCGCCACCACCGCCACCUCCACCGGGUUUAGUUUCGUCAUCGUCUUUAAUUGAUGCUCGUUUUCAGACGACAACGUCUUGUCAGAAACCCCAAAGUGCUUCCAGGCGAUGUGUGACGUCGAAUUCGUACUUGGACGUUUUCAACGCUGGAGUUUACCCUUUUCACCCGACACCUAUAGGCGCCCCAAAUUUGGUUGACACAAAAACAAACAAUGUUCGCCUUUAUUGA
Messenger RNA from Trypanosoma rangeli, 3828 nucleotides. RefSeq names its product DNA primase small subunit. Bases 1 to 3828 code for a protein of 1275 amino acids. The transcript has a single exon. Lineage: Eukaryota; Euglenozoa; Kinetoplastea; Trypanosomatida; Trypanosomatidae. The record is from RefSeq and is a predicted model, not a curated record.